UGUGGUACCUUAGGUAGUUAUCCUUUCUAUGAGCUUCUCGAUUGGUAACCUCACUACGUACGAGUUUUGAUUAAUACGUGGUUCGCCUAUCAUGCAUCUUUAUGCCAACCCGGACCGAAGGCGUUUUUUAUGGCUUGUCACUGGAGCAUCGUGGCGGAAGCUGGAAACUGUAAAAAGCCCACUUCAUUUGGCCUGUUCAGCCUUGCUUCGCGUUUUAUAUCUACUUUAUAUCUCGUAAACUUUAGGACGACUGUUUGAGUUGACUUUGGAAUUCCUAGCUGCUCUUAUUAGCGUUUCGACGUUAUUAUAAUGUCUCAAGUCAGCUGUCGGGGGUGCUCUGCUAUCUCCGUACUUCAGUGGAAUUCAGGUACGCCAUCACAUCUGACAGGUGAGGCCUCGCUUACAUAUGUAUCUCGCAGCGAAUAACCAUUGGCAUCAGCGCCGGGUUUAUAGCAAUGAAUUCCAUAGCAAUGAUGGUUGCCAGGCGAUAUACGCAGAAUCACAGAUUUGUAUAAUUCUUGCGAGUGCCAACGAGAUUCGCGCAUGUCUCUCGUGCCGAGAUUCUUUCACCAAGGCAUUCUCUAUUCCUCCGAUAUGGUGGUCAGAUUACUGCCGAAACUCGAAUGGGUAUCUUGGAAGUGAUAUAAGUAGACAUAAUGGGGUUAUCACGGGGUUCAGUACGUGGGCUUAUUUCGAGGUUAAGCAUUUGGAUGCUAAGAUGCAGUAUCAAUGGCAUAAAAUGAACAUAUUUAUACGAUGGCUGGCCCCUACAAAGCAGACAAUCAUACUCGCUUUCGAUACGCGGUCUCCGAUCGUAGAGCGCAUACCGGAUUCGCUUCAGAAUCCGGACUCCAACUGUCUCGGUGAUCCGUUUUGGGUUUACGCCCGGUUAGCCAGCGACGUGGUGGACCUCCAAGACUCUGCCGUCUGGGCCAUUCGUAACCAGGUGAGGGCAAUAGAGACGGAGAGGAAGCCGAUAGGCAAGCCACAGCCGGACUACAGACAUCUUCACGAUGUCGCUCGACACGCUAUCCACGUAACCGAGUCUCUCAAUGUUGCUGCUGAAAGCAUGGGAGGUAUUCUGGAACAGCACGAUGAAUUCUUAAGCCAGAACUUCCCAACCCCGAUGAUACAGACCGACGCCUCGGAAGCCGUCCACCGCCAGCUGCUUUUCUGCAAACAUAUGCUUAACAACCUCCGCCACCGGUCCAUCUCUAAUCGUGAAAGGUUACAGAACGAGAUUCAACUUGCAUUUAAUACUGUUGCCCAGUACGACGCGGGGAUUUCGGUCCAGAUUGGACGCGCUGCGCAGUUAGAUGGCGCAUCAAUGAGGAAAGUUGCUUUCGUCACCAUGAUGUUUUUGCCAGCUACUUUCCUCUCCGCCGUUUUUAGCAUGUCGUUCUUCGACUUCCAAGCCGACUCCGACUCGUGGAACGUAUCGAGCAAGUUCUGGAUUUACUGGGUGUUUGCGAUUCCGAUCACCAUCGCUACCAGUCUUUUGUGGUAUUUCUGGCAUAAAGUCUUUCCUCUUACGCCCGUGGGAUAGUUGGCAAGGGGUAAUAC
Molecule: messenger RNA, 1563 nt
Organism: Daldinia vernicosa
Lineage: Eukaryota; Fungi; Ascomycota; Sordariomycetes; Xylariales; Hypoxylaceae
Exons: 3
Coding region: 407-1546 (379 amino acids)
Source: RefSeq, a predicted model, not a curated record